AUGGAGUUGAUUGAUGAGUUGGAAGUGGCAAGACGAGGGCCAUAUAACGGGGGAUUUGGAGGCAUAUUUUUUAAUGGCGAUAUGGACAUAGCCCUUGCACUGAGAACCAUAGUUUUCCGUACUAAUGCUCGUUAUGAUACGAUGUACUCGUACAAGGAUCAUAUGAACAAACGUAGAGAAUGGGUUGCCCACCUCCAAGCUGGGGCGGGAAUCGUAGCUGACAGUGAUCUAGCUGAUGAGCAGAGAGAGUGCGAGAAUAAAGUUGCAGCCCUUGCUCGUGCCAUCGAUCUUGCAGAAUCUUCUUUAGUUAACAAACAAUAA
Molecule: messenger RNA, 321 nt
Organism: Vigna angularis (adzuki bean)
Lineage: Eukaryota; Viridiplantae; Streptophyta; Magnoliopsida; Fabales; Fabaceae
Product: anthranilate synthase alpha subunit 2, chloroplastic
Exons: 1
Coding region: 1-321 (106 amino acids)
Biological process (GO): L-tryptophan biosynthetic process
Source: RefSeq, a predicted model, not a curated record